This is a messenger RNA of Osmerus eperlanus (European smelt), 3341 nucleotides long. RefSeq lists its product as uncharacterized. The record is from RefSeq and is a predicted model, not a curated record. The coding region runs from base 47 to 2776 and encodes 909 amino acids. The transcript has 5 exons. NCBI's taxonomy places the organism in Eukaryota, Metazoa, Chordata, Actinopteri, Osmeriformes, Osmeridae.
AGGAUGUAAUACAGAUUUCCAAGUCAAGUCUUCAUUUACCGCGCAUAUGUCACGGAAGCACAGAGGUUUUACAGACAGCAGUGUAAGUGAUGUGUAUAGAGAAUCUGCUUCUCAUCCGUCAACAUCUACUCCACCUGAGUCAGGUGACAUUGUCCCUCACUGUUAUGCAGGUCCAGCGACAGGCACAGAUGAAGUCGAUUUGGACAUAUCUGAAAAUUUCAGUGAUCUUUAUCUUAGAAACGUGAGUUUGUUCUACUUGAGAUUGCAGUGGCAGUUCCUUCUGCCUGCUUCAACUAUACAGAACAUUGUUGAGGAAAUGCAAAACAUAAAUGAGUUGGGUCAAACAUAUACUUUGAGUAAACUUAGUUCACUGCUAAAAAAUGACACCUCAUUAUCAGAUGAGGACAUAACCAAGGUUUGUGAGGCUGUCAAGGGAUUUGAUCUGUUCACUGCAUGUCAUACAGGGCCAAUGCGAACAGAUUAUUCAAGAGCCAAGUCUUUCAAAGAAAAAUUCAACUAUGUGGAGCCCAAGAAAAUAUUUUUAGGAAGAGAUGAGAACAGGAUAGAUAGGUUUGCCUAUUAUGUGCCUGUGAGAGAGACUUUGAAAUGUUUGUUAGAAUCUGAUCAGUUGCAGAACUGUGUGUCAGGAGAGCACUCACCCGAAUCUCCUUCAGAUGUUCUAAGUGACAUUAGGGAUGGUCAGAUAUUCAAAAACAAUGAUUUUUCUCCUCAAAAUCCAUCAUGUGUCAAGUUAGUUCUAUACCAGGAUGCCUUCGAAGUAGUUAACCCUUUAGGCUCUGCCAAGACAAGACAUAAAGUUUUAGCUGUCUAUGCAUCUGUUGCCAACUUACCACUUCAUGUACGGUCUGAUACAGACCACAUGUCACUUGUGUUAUUGUGUAGAGAGAAAGAUUUCAAAGCGUUUGGGCAUGCUAAGGUGUUCUCUGAACUAAUAACAGACUUGAAGGAAUUGGAGGAUAAUGGGAUUGUUGUAUCAAAUGAAACAGUCAAGGGAACCUUGUAUUGCAUUGCUGGAGAUAAUUUGGGCUCCCAUUGCAUCGGUGGAUUCACUGAAAAUUUCAGCACCUCAAAAUAUUUCUGUAGGUACUGCUUAAUAAACAGAUCUGACUUUCAGGGUGAUCCAAAUCUGUGUGGACCAGAGAGGACUAUUGAGAACAACAAUUUUGCUGUUGAUCGCCUCCAGACCGAAGAAAUGGAUAAUCCAGAGCAAAUCAACAUUCGCAGUGCCAUCACAAAUGUGAUACCAGACCUCCCAGCCUCAGUAUUGGAUAAUUUAGUGGAGACACUCCAAUCAUUGGGGGUAGAGACCAGCGAGUAUUUUCACUUCAUCCAGGAAGCUGAUCUGCUUUCAACACUGAGACCAAUUCAAGCAAGAAGAUUGGUAGCUGCCUGGAAACAAACCACACAAACCAAUGAAGGCCAUAGCCAGUCAGCAUUGUCUCCUCCAUCUUCCUCAACAUGCUCUUCAGUCAGUCUCUCCCCGUCGAUUACUGCUGCAGACUGGGUUGACGACUUCCAGAUCCCAUGGACAAAGUUUCCUGAAGGCUUGAUGCAGUGUUUAGAGAGGGGGAAAAGGCCAAGUCCACGGCUACAUAGAGAAAUGGUCCGGAUUGUUGUUACUUUCAUGAUGGAAGCCUGUGCCUCUCCCAAUACAAAAGCCUCCACAGAAGUUGCCAAAAAAAUGGUUGCAAAGUAUCCACAGUCACUGCAAGAUGUCAUAGCAGGUGAUGUGAUUGGACAAGGAUAUCACUCACUAGUCAAGCAAUUACAAGCCUGGAUUGAAAAUGUGAAGCGGUCUUCAACACCAAGGAUUAAGAAGCGCAAACAGGGGUCAGAAGAGUACGAAACAGAUGAAAUCCCAGAUGAACAAAGGGCAGCUAAGCAGGACACCUAUGGUUGCGUAAAGUGGGACAUGAAAUAUAUGCCAGUGAGUGAGACACCAGAAAGCCAACAAGAGAAGAAAGACCAAAUUAAAGCGCUCAGUGAACAGACUAACUUCACCCCAGGCGAGGUAGAAACUCUAAUGAAGUGUACCUACUACUCCCAACGUAAAGAGAUAAACCAGGGAACAGAUCUGCAAUCCCUCAUGGAGGAGUGGCCUUUUUUGUUCCAGGAGAUUGGAAUGACAGUCCACUUCCAAGAGCUCACUGGCAUAUCACUGAAAGAGACUUUCCUCACCAAUGUUGAAAAAAAGGGAAAACGGCUUCUGGACUUAAUGAGAACCUUUUGUGCAGACAAGAGCAAAAGAGUUCUUCAGGCUGUCACAAAGCUGGAAAUUCUGAGAGGACCGUUAGAGGGCUGCUCAGAAGAUGUCAAGGAUAUGAUACUCCUUCUUCUCUCGUACUUUAAUGAAAAAGAGGAGAACCUCUUCCACUAUGUGGAACAAACAUGUCUGGCAAACGAAGUACAAGUGGAAAGCUUGCCUGUGACACCAUGCAUCAUUGUAUGUGGAACGUCUUGCUAUGCCUCAAGACAGUUUAUGCUAAGUGUAGAUGGCAAGGUCGUGAAUGACCACAUCCCCAACUUCAUCUCUGCCAUCUGUUUGAUGUUUGGAACCUACUACUGCCUCAAUAUCCAUUAUCCCGUGGAACUGGGCUCCACACUUGAGUUCAUUCAGAGGUGUUUCUUCAUGAUCAAUCCGGAGAGGGGCACAAAAGUUGAAACAAAGAAGAACAAGAAACAGCUGUCGGUGAACCCAAGAGUCCUCACCCUCAUCGCAGAUCUCGCUGACCAGGAUUGGAGAGGGACAUGUUAAAGAUGGACCUAUCCAACUGAACUGUUGUCUGACCGCACAGCGCCAGCUGUAUAAACUGGUAUGAAACAGUAUACACAAGGGCUGCAAAUGAUCAUAAUUUUCAGUAUUCUUUCUUUUCGGUCAACUUAAGGGUCCUUACCCUCAUCGCAGAUCUCGCUGACCAGGAUUGGAGAGGGACAUGUUAAAGACGGACCUAUCCAACUGAACUGUUGUCUGACCGCACAGCGCCAGCUGUAUAAACUGGUAUGAAACGGUAUACACAAUAAUAAUAAUUUUCUGUAUUCUUUCUUUUCGGUCGACUUAAGGGUUAAAAUAAGCGAUUUUGUUAAAUUUAUGUAAACUGGCUCAUUGUGCAUUUUCUGUUGAAUUACUAAUACCUUUUGAUUACAUGAGCAAUAAGCAGCAAUUGUGUGUAUUUUUUGUUAAAGGCUGUACUUUCAGUAAGUCAAACAAUAAGAAGUUAUUACUUGAACACUAAGAUCAAGGCAACAGCUAUUUUGUUGCCAUUUUUGUUGGAAGCUGCUCUGAACAUCCGUGACUUGAUUAAAGUUUGAGUUGUGCUUUC